AUGAAAGUCAAAAGGGUACUUGUAGAUACCGGAAGUACGGCUGAUCUUCUAACAAUGGAUUGCCUAAGGAAAAUGCAGUUUGAAGAAAAACACUUGCAACCCCUCGAUAAACCUUUGAUCGGGUUUGGGGGAAACCAGGUCGUUCCACUAGGUACCAUCGUACUACCCGUACGAGUAGGAGAGAAGGACAAAAGUAGAACGAUGCCUAUACGAUUCACGUUUGAGCGGGAUGAUGGGCAAGUGGGUAUACUCAAAGGGGACCAAGUGACAGCUCGUCAAUGUCUAGUGAGUACCCUCAAGCGAGAAACCUCCUCCACUCCCUCCAAAAGAAAGAGGGGAGACUCUUCAGCCGUCAUGAGCGUGUAUACAGACAACCCCAACGCCCACGGAAGGCCUCACCCAGUGGAACGGUAUGAGGAGGUGGAGAUGUUUGAUGGGAAACAAAUAAAGGUUGGAAAAAACCUCUCAGACGCAAUCAAGACUGAUCUCUUGGCCACCAUCGCCGAGUUCCACGAUGUCUUCGCUUUCUCCACGGAAGAGAUGCCUGGUAUCCCUACCCAUAUCACGUGUCAUAAACUUGAUAUAAAGCCAGGUUAUAAAUCCGUGAAGCAAAAGCUGCGACAUCAGGGAAGAGAGCGAAUAAAGGCCGCCAAAGAGGAGGUGGAGAAGUUAUUGAAGGCCGGAUUCAUCAGGGAAUGCAAAUAUUCAGAUUGGCUCUCCAACGUUGUUCUCGUCAAGAAAUCCAACGGGAAGUAG
Amaranthus tricolor (Joseph's coat) is the source of this 756-nucleotide messenger RNA. RefSeq lists its product as uncharacterized. The transcript has 2 exons. The record is from RefSeq and is a predicted model, not a curated record. Lineage: Eukaryota; Viridiplantae; Streptophyta; Magnoliopsida; Caryophyllales; Amaranthaceae. Bases 1 to 756 code for a protein of 251 amino acids.